CCGGCCGCCGCCGCCAUUUUGACUUCCCGACCUUGGGCUACUGUUGGCCACUGUCUGCAGUCAUUCCUUGCGGUCAUGUCUGUACUGACCCCGCUGCUGCUGAGGGGCCUGACAGGCCUAACCCGGCGGCUCCCGGUGCAGCGUGCUCAGAUCCAUUCCAAGCCUCCGCAGGAGCAGCUCGGGACCAUGGAAGUCGCCAUCGGGCUCACCUCCUGCUUCCUGUGUUUCCUCCUGCCGUCGGGCUGGGUCCUGUCACAUCUGGAGAGCUACAAGAAGCGGGAGUGAAGGGGGCUGGCCUGUCCCUCACCCUGUGACCUGACCACCCCUGGCCUCUCCCGAUCAGGUCUGCUGCAUUCCUGGCCAGCCUUCCCUGGAUCAUGUCCUUCAAUUACAGCGACCUCUUCUGCA
Molecule: messenger RNA, 408 nt
Organism: Neofelis nebulosa (Clouded leopard)
Lineage: Eukaryota; Metazoa; Chordata; Mammalia; Carnivora; Felidae
Product: cytochrome c oxidase subunit 8A, mitochondrial
Exons: 2
Coding region: 76-285 (69 amino acids)
Biological process (GO): mitochondrial electron transport, cytochrome c to oxygen
Cellular component (GO): mitochondrion
Source: RefSeq, a predicted model, not a curated record